This is a messenger RNA of Aspergillus nidulans FGSC A4, 1285 nucleotides long. Its product is annotated as bZIP transcription factor. NCBI's taxonomy places the organism in Eukaryota, Fungi, Ascomycota, Eurotiomycetes, Eurotiales, Aspergillaceae. The coding region runs from base 1 to 1080 and encodes 359 amino acids. The transcript has a single exon. Gene Ontology annotation, molecular function: sequence-specific DNA binding; DNA-binding transcription factor activity. The record is from RefSeq and is a predicted model, not a curated record. Gene Ontology annotation, cellular component: nucleus. Gene Ontology annotation, biological process: regulation of DNA-templated transcription.
AUGACCAGCCAAACAACUUUCUAUCAGCCCGAUCCCAGCCUGGAUUCCGCGAUCGCCCCCGAGUCACUAUUUCUGGGCCAGGAAUUCUCUCCAGAAUUUCUUCCUCUCUCUCUACUCGAAAAAGAUGGGCAUCAUCACGAGCUGCCGCUGGAACACAUGCAAUUCUCACCCCACCAACCCGCUAUGGUCUCCGUACGGGCCAUGCAGGGCGAAAGCACAAAUGCAAACGAGGACAUGAUGCGUCCUCGCUACCGCACCCGCGCCCUCCGCCCAGCGCCCCGCGACACCCGUAAAGACUCAACCGACGACUUCAACCAGCCGGGCUUCCUCAAUUCUUACGGGCCAAUGCCCUCUUUCUCAUCCUUCUCCUCUACUUCCACCACUUUUAACCCCGCAGAACAAGAUCCAGAGUUCCGGUUCUCGCCGCACUCGGAUAUCAGCAGCAACAAGUCAUCCUCGCCACUACGCUGGCAGACCGGAGACGCAGAGAAGCGAGCCAAGCACCUCGAGCGCAACCGGGCCGCUGCGAGCAAGUCGCGUCAGAAGAAGAAGCGAGAGACGGACCAAUUGCGGACACGGUUCCAGGAGGUGUCGCGUAGAAAGUCCACCCUUGAGAUCGAAAUCAAGGAACUGCACAGCCAACUGCUUUCGCUGAAAGACCAGAUCCUCAUGCACUCACGGUGCGAUGAUGAGGCUAUCCACCUGUACUUGGGGCGUAUGGUCAAGCAGGCAACAAAGCAUGAUUCCAUCUCGUCGGCUUCGAGCGGGACCUCAGCUUCCAGCAGAGAACAGGACGACGAGGGUGACCGCUCGUUUGGCCAGCGUCACGGUUCAGAGUGUAUCUCGCCGCGUCAGACUGUGACCAGCCUUCAUACCCAGGGACCCCCUCACCAUCACAAUCUUAACCAUUCCCGUACCAGUCUCAACCCAGCCGGUAUGGACCUGUCAAACGCGCACCAGGGACCCAUGCGGAUGGGCGAUGGAUCUGGAUUGCCGUGCGGCGUCGAGAAACCGAUAAUGAAUCAGAUGUUCUCACAGCAUGAUCCGAAUAAUUUCGACCUGCAAAUUAGCAUUUCUUAGUCGUUUAUCCAUUCUCUCCGGCUUCUCUCACGGAUUACCUUCUGUACGAUCUUUAUGAGUAUGCGGCACACGGUUAGCGGGCGGAUGUCUCUGUGUGAAAAGCGUUCGGCUCUACAUUAUCACGGCCCUUACCAUUCUACCAUGUCAUUAUAUAGUACGAAUUCAGUAAAUAGCUUGAUAGACGCUUUAUGUAUAGGUGUAGGUU